Messenger RNA from Oikopleura dioica, 393 nucleotides. Lineage: Eukaryota; Metazoa; Chordata; Appendicularia; Copelata; Oikopleuridae. The record is from the annotation of a GenBank genome assembly.
AUGUGUGACAGUUUGAUGGUGAUAGCUGCGAAUAAUACGCCAAUUUAUCAAGGCUUCAAAGAAGGAGCAAACGAGCUGGAGCUCUCAUUCUGCGCCUACAGCUCACUGGACGUCAUGGACGAGAAAACCACGGAAACGCAGGAUAUUUUCUUGGGCACACUGUAUGAAAAUGAAACACAUCGGGUGUACGGCUACUGCCCCCCGAGCAGGAUGAAGUUUUUAGCACUAUACAAGACGAGCAAUCAAAUUGUAGAAAAUCAGGUGAAAGCGAAACUGCGAACUCUUCAUACAAACUAUAUCAAAGCCUCUGCCAAUCCAUUUUACCAACACGGAACGAUCCUGAGCACUCCUUCUUUUGUCGCUGCUUCGGAAGAGCUCAUGUCUCAAGAUUGA